GGGAUUUGUAGUUUUACGCAAGAGUAUUCGAAUCAUCCCCGCUUAGCGGUGCACUACAAUUCCCAUAAUUAAACACGGUCAGGGAAUCGACUACUCGUGUUGUUUGAUGUGUUGAGUGUUUGCAUGUUUUUUAGUUUUACUUAAGAGUUUGUUUUUAAAUAUAACAAAGUUUAAACUUGUGACAUGUGCAGCGUUUUUACUGUACGUCCACAGAGCUAUAAAACGAUUUUCUCUGUAACUGUAGUAGCAGGCUACGUUUUCCGUAAGAAGUUGUUUUGUAGCUAAAACCUGAGGCAAGGAAUGGCGAAUCGAUCAAACAGGUCGGAUAUUUUUCGCUGGAAAAGAUUUACAAGGAGUGGAACCCAACCAAGCAGUAAGGUACAGCUGACUGAUGGUGAUAUAAACCAAUGGAUGAAGAGAGUCGAGAUGGCAUCAGAGUUUGCUGUGUCUGAAGUACUCUCACCACAGAAACGACACACUGCUAAACACAGCCAGGCUGUCGCCCUGCAAAACAUGGAGCAGCUACAGGACCAUGAUGACGCUUACAGUGAGGCUCAAGCUAUUCUUACUGACUGGAUGAAUACAAAAUUGCGCCUAGAGUUGGAAGUGGAUGAGGAAGAGGAGGAACGGAUUGAUUCAAGCAAAAUAAAAAGUCCAGAGAAGACAGCAAACCUGAACUACAAAAACUUUGAUGAUAUGUAUUCCCAGCUUGCGCAGGAAGAUGAGAGUUUUGAGGUGUACAACUUCCUUCAGGACCUGAUGGAAACUGAAUUGUUGGAAUCUAGGGCAGUGGAUGGUCUCAGGCUGGAUGCAGAGACAGAGAGGAAAUGCAGGGACCCCAGCAUCACCAUGCAGGUGCGGCAUCAACAGGUGAAGGAGAGGCGCUUGCGGAGGGAUGCAGAACGGGUAAAGCAGCGUGAGGAGCAAGAAGCACGGAGGGAGGCACGAGAGGAGGCGCAGCGACUGGAACGUGAGGAGCAGAGGAAGAGGAAGCAGGAGGCCCGCAGGCAGGAGGAGCUUCUACAGCAGCAGAUGAUGCGGCUACGUAGAGAGAUGGAUGAAAAAAGAAGCAUGGAGCAGUUUGCGCGAAAAAUAGAACGCGAGAGGAUGGAAAAGCAGCGAGUGAGACAGCGCUCUCUAGCACCAAAGCCUGACUCACAGAGGAAGCUGCAACACAAAGAACAGGAGGUGGAGGCAAGGGUGCACAUUCUCAAUCUGCAGUGUAUGCAGAAGCAUUUCUCAGUCUGGUACUCCAUGGUACUGGAAAAGAGGGUGCAACUGGGAAAGGCAGCAGCGCUCUGUGAUUGGAGGAGGCAGCUGAGGGCAUGGCGGGCGUGGCGAGCACUGGUAUGGGUGAAGAGAGAGGAGAGAGAGGCUGAGAGAACAGAGGAGGAACUGAGGAUGAAUAACAGACGCUGUCAAGUUGCGGCAGAGAGUGACCGGAGACGGCUUUUGAGGCGCUGUCUGAAUGACUGGUGGUUGUGGUGCCGAAUGGAAAAGGAGCGCAGAGAACUCCUCAGCCAGCAGGAGGAAACCCGGCAAAAAAUGGCCACCCUGAUCAGCGCCGCUACUUCUGGGAAGCUGACCAGAGAGAACUGCAGUGAACAACCACUUGCUGACAUACCUAAUACAUCCACCAAAUUUGAGGAUAGCCCUCAACCUAUCCAGGCACCAGUACAAAGGGUCACCUCAGCUUCUGCCCCAACCCCAACCACUGUGACUAGCAGGAAAAUAGUCCCUCCUACUCAGGCCUGGCAGGUGACACGUCGCCAUGCUGCUCUCUUACCACCAGAACUCCAUCGGGCUCAACAGAAUAUCGUUCCCCGCAGCCAGAGUCCAGAGGUGUGUGGUGGCCGGUUUGAGCAUCGUUACGCAGCCCAGCAGCAGACAAUCACAGAGCAAAGACGUCUCCUCAAAGAGCAGCAGGACCUGAUCUCGUGCCUGCAAGAGAGACAGAAUUUUCUGGAGCUCAGGCAGGAGGCAGAGAGAACUGCAGAGUCAGCAGUAGCGACUCCAACAGCCCAACCCAAAAACUCAGCACCUCACAUCAUUACACAGGCCAGCACAGGUGGUGGAGAUGCUGAGACAAGAUCAAACAAAGCCUCAAGGGAAGACAGUGCCAGUCAUCCAAGCCCCAAAGCCACAGCCAGUCGCCAAAUGACUCCUCACCCUGCAGUACGAGCCAUGGAGGAGCGAGCGCGACUGCGUGCAGAGCGCAGGAGGGAGGUGGAGGAGAUGAAGAGAAAACGAGAAGAGGAGAAGUUGGCUCAGAUGAAGGCUGCAGAGGAGGAGAGAUUGAGGCAGGAGAAAGAGGAGAAAUGCCUAGCAGCAGAGAAGAGGAAGGAGGAGAGGAGACAACAGAGGGAGAAAGAGCUGGAGAAGCAGAAGAGGAUGGAGCAGGAGCAGAAGUUGUUGAAGCAGGCACAGGAACACUACCGCAGAUCACUGCUACUGUACAAAGGCCUGGUGCCAUGGAAACACCUGGUGGAGAAGAGUUAUACAGAUACUCAGAAAGCUGUGAACCAUCACAGACAGGUUCUCCAGAGAGGGUGCCUCCUGUCCUGGCUGCAGGCUGUGGGUGAGGCCCUGGCUGAGAAAGAAGCCUGCGCAGAGCAGUUAUACAGAAGCUUUCUGCUCAGGAGAGCUUUCUGCAGCUUGCAGAAGUUUAAGGACCUGCAGUGUGUCCUGGAGGCACGAGCCGAGCACUUCUACAGGGCUCAGAUGCUCAGGAAGGUUUUCAUGGCUUUACUGGAUCAUGCAACCCACCAGAGACUGCUGGCCUGGGACAGAGAGCGUCAGGCGGAGGAGUAUAAUGCCAGGCGGUCAGUGCGAAGGUGUUUCUCUGGCUGGAGGCGUCUGCCGGCCGUCCUGAGGGAGGAGCGAGAGAAAGAGGUGCGCAGAGAGCGGCUCCGGCGCAAAGUGGCCGAGAUUCUCCCAGACUUCCGCACCUCGCCUGUGAACGGUGUUUGGAGCCCAGCACCAUCCCUUUAACCAGCAUGUACACAGUUCUCUCUGCCUGAGGGUCAGCAUUUGGUAGCUUUCAAAACACACAAGCCUCAUGUGCGAGCUAUGAUUCAGUGAAACUUGCAUCAAAAGACAUUUCAUCUGUGGAGUUUAGCCUCUUUUGUGAAGUUAAUCUCUUUUAUUUAUUCUUCUCUGAGUCACAAUCAAAUCAAACAGCUUGUCACUGAUGCAUUAGGGUGCACAGAUGGGAAUAAACCUCUUCUAAUAAAACACUGCAUGGAUGAGACCCAAAA
Molecule: messenger RNA, 3257 nt
Organism: Pygocentrus nattereri (red-bellied piranha)
Lineage: Eukaryota; Metazoa; Chordata; Actinopteri; Characiformes; Serrasalmidae
Gene: ccdc191
Product: coiled-coil domain containing 191
Exons: 17
Coding region: 301-2991 (896 amino acids)
Molecular function (GO): phosphatase binding
Source: RefSeq, a predicted model, not a curated record